GAGCGCUUACCCGGGUUGACAGGCGCGACGUUCCGCGAAUUGACCCUCACCGGCGCCCGUACAAACAGCGGAUGCGCACGCUUCUCUUUUUUUUUGUUUUGUUUCCCCCUCCUCUUCCUCCGCCAGUUUCCUGUCAGGAGGCGGAUGGCAGAAGCAGGGCCCGGCUCGGAGCGGGAGGGACGAGUUGGGGAGGCGCCUUGACUGGAGCGCAGCGGCCUGACACCUCGCCGGAGAGACAAGGCACUGAGAAUAUUAAAAAGGUGAUAAUGCACCAUGGCAAUGGUCCUCAGAAUGCCCAACGCCAGCUCCAAAGGUCCCGCUCCUUCACUGGCAGUGAGGGUGAAGACCAACAGGCGAACCUGCCCCAGUCCCCAGCACCUUCGUUUGCUCCUUCAGCAAGCCCAUCAGCACCACAGUCUCCCAGUUACCAAAUCCAGCAGUUUAUAAUGAGCAGAAGCCCAGUCACUGGGCAGAAUGUGAACAUCACCCUGCAGAAUGUGGGACCGGUUGCGACAGGAAACCAGCAGAUCACGCUUACUCCGUUGCCGAUCCCGAGUCCGACCUCCCCGAGUUUCCAGUUCAGCCCUCAGCAAAGGAGGUUUGAGCAUGGGUCCCCCUCCUACAUUCAAGUUACUUCGCCGUUGCCACCACAGGCUCAGUCUCAGAGCCCCACACAGCCUAGCUCUAUGCCAGUGCAGUCCAUAUCAAAUGUUCGGGCGGGCACCCCAGGGCCUGGCUUGGGGAUGUGCAGCCAGAGCCCAACACGAGGCUUUGUUGAUGCAAGCGUUCUCGUGAGACAGAUUAGUUUGAGCCCUUCAAAUGGUGGACACUUUGUGUAUCAGGAAGGCUCUGGCAUCACCCAGAUAUCUCAAGGCACCACAGCUCAGGUGCAGCUUUCAUCUUCUGGAGCACCUGCUGCGGUUAGAGAACGUAGGCUGUCACAGCCCCACUCGCAAACCGGUGGCACCAUACACCACCUUGGACCACAAAGUCCCGUCGCUAGUGGAGCAAAUAUCCAACCUUUACCUAGCCCUGGUCACAUUGCAACAAAUAACCUGCCACCUCAUAUCAGCAACAUCAUCCAAGGGAUGCAGCAACAGCAGCAGGUUCUCCAAGGUCAGCAGUUGAGCAGAUCCCUGGGAUAUGACCGGACUUCUAGUGGGCUGAUAGCUGGGGUUGGAGGAGCUUCUGCUUUUGGAAUGACAUCACCGCCACCUCCCACAAGCCCUUCCCGGGCCAGCAUGCCCCAGGGCCUGACAAGCCUCCCUCUUGCUCCUUCAGUAAGUGCUGUGGUGAAAAAAACAAAGAAACUGGAAGAGAUCCCCCCAGCCACUCAAGAAGCCGCUCAACUGAGAAAGCAAUGUUUGGACCACCACCUCAAGGAAAUGGAGGUGUUGAAAGAUGCUUUCAAAGAGUAUUUGAUUGAGUUGUUUUUCCUGCAACACCUGCAUGGAAAUAUGAUGGAUUUCUUAGCUUUCAAGAAGAAGCCUUGUGCGGCGUUGCAAGCAUACCUCAGGCAGAAUGACUUGGAUUUGGAGGAAGAGGAGGAAGAGGAACAAUCUGAGGUUAUCAAUGAUGAGGUAAAGGUUGUGACAGGAAAGGAUGGGCAGACUGGUACUCCUGUUGCUAUAGCAACCCAGCUUCCUCCAAAUGUUUCUGCUGCUUUUUCAUCCCAGCAGCAACCAUUUCAGCAGGCGCAUGCAGGGACUCCAGUAACAGGAACUGUGAAUACCAUAGAAAUUGAAGCUUUUAAGAGACAACAGGUGCUUACAUCAGCAGAUUCGUCUAAGAGACCCCGAAUUGAAGUGGGCCGUCAUGGGAUGGUUUUUCAGCAUCCAGGUGUGACUUCAGGAGUCCCUCUUCAACAACUCAUGCCAACAGCACAAGGUGGAAUGCCUCCCACCCCUCAAGCGGUACAGCUCACCGGGCAGAAGCAGAGCCAGCAACAGUAUGACCCCUCCAAAGGGCCUCCUGUGCAGAAUGCGGCAAGUCUCCACACUCCCCCACCUCAGCUGCCUGGGAGGCUGCAGUCAAGCAAUGUCCCCCUCCUGCCUCUCCCAGCAGCCCUGCAGCUUACGCAGCCGCCACAGCCGCCGAUCACAGACUCUCUGGCGCAACCUCAGAUUCACGUGAAGGCCCAGCCGCAAAGUGUAUCCGUUGCCGCUGCCAUGCCGCAUGGCCAAGUUCAAGUGCCGCUUCAGCAGCAGCUUCAGUCAGCGGCACUUGUACAAGGGCAGAUAACAGCCCAGGUAUCCCAAGCACAAGCUCCAGCACAGCAACAGGCAGUGACCACAGCACGACCUUCGGCAGACACCGUCCAAAAUUCCCAGCGUCUUCCAGCAAGCGUGCUUCCUCCUACCUCAUCCAACCCACCAGCAACUGUUUCCAGCAUGGCACCACAGCCCGCUUACCCGGCACAAACCAGUCGAACUUCGCCAGCGACAAAUAAAGCAACUUCUCCCAUUGCUUCCAAGCCCCCAGGUUUGGCUGUGACAGCAGCACCAAAGAUUCAGAGUCCGGCUCAAAAUACAACAGUUCUAGCACAGGACAGCUCCCAAGAGAAGCUGGCAGAACAAGUUAAGCUGGAAAACCAAGUCCAUCAACGAAUAGCAGAGCUGAGGAAGGAAGGUUUGUGGUCUCUGAGACGGCUGCCCAAACUUCAAGAGGCUCCCCGACCCAAAUCUCAGUGGGAUUAUCUCCUGGAAGAAAUGCAGUGGAUGGCGACAGACUUUGCUCAAGAAAGGAGGUGGAAGAUGGCCACUGCUAAGAAGAUGGUUCGGACUGUGGCUCGAUACCAUGAAGAAAAGAAGCUUAAUGAAGAGAGGGCCAGGAAAGAAGAACAGAACAAGCUGAGGCGCAUUGCUGCGACAAUUGCGAGAGAAAUAGAGUAUUUCUGGUCUAAUAUUGAGCAGGUUGUGGAAAUAAAGCUUCAGAUUGAAUUUCAAGAGAAAAGGAGAAAAGCGUUAAAUUUAAAGAGACGACAUUCCAGGAGAGGUAAAGAUGCAAGACAUUUAGAAGAUAUUCUUAUGGACAAAGAAACAGACUUGGGGCCAUGGACAUCUGGAAGAAAAAGAAAGGCAAGCACAUCAUUGACAGAUGAUGAAGUUGAAGAUGAAGAGGAAACCAUUGAAGAGCAGGAAGCUAAAGAAGGCAAUGUCAACCAUCAAAGUGAGCUAUCCAAUUUGGCAAAGGAAGCUGAACUGUCUUUGGAUGAUUUGGUGAAGAUGUAUGAAGGUGCCUUUGCCGAUAAUUUUCACUGGCCCCAGCCGAAGCUUGAAGAAGAGACUAGUGAAGAAGAGAUGGAAGACCACACAGCUGAAAGGGAGAGUGUCCAGAAGGAAGUUAUCCUGAUCGACUCUCUCCUUAGCAUUGAUCAGUAUAAGGGUGCCGAGAGAGCAGUUCCUACUAAGAAACACGGGAGGGACAUUGCGGAGGUAGCGGCUGCAGCUGAAGCACUUUUGCCAAAAGGCAGCGCCCGAAUCACAACUUCGGUCAAAUACAACACUCCUCCCCUCUUGUAUGGCUCCCUUCGAGAGUAUCAAAAGAUCGGAUUGGACUGGCUUGCCAAGCUGUACAAGAAGAAUCUCAAUGGCAUUUUGGCAGAUGAAGCUGGGCUUGGCAAAACAGUGCAAGUUAUUGCUUUUUUUGCACAUCUGGCGUGUAAUGAGGGUGACUGGGGCCCUCAUCUCAUUGUUGUUCGGAGUUGUAAUAUAUUGAAGUGGGAGCUUGAACUGAAGCGAUGGUGCCCUGGGUUGAAAAUCCUGCUCUACAUUGGCAGCCAGCAAGAACUUCGAAUGAAAAGAAAGGAGUGGAUGGAACCCAACAGCUUCAAUGUGUGCAUCACAUCCUACAAGCAGCUCUUCAAAGGCCACCAAGCCUUCACAAAGAUGCGAUGGAAGUACCUCAUUGUUGAUGAGAUGCAACAGAUCAAAAACAUGACGGAGAAACACUGGGAAGCACUUUUCAGUCUCCGCAGCCAGCACCGCUUGCUCCUAAUUGAUACACCUCUGCACAACACAUUGAUGGAAUUGUGGACCAUGGUGCACUUCCUGAUUCCAGGAAUCUCCAAACCUUACCUGGAUUUCCCAGUAAAAGCAGCCAAUGAGGAGAAUCAGGAUUACUGCCACAAACUUGUCAUCAGGUUACACCGAAUGAUCCAGCCGUUUAUUUUGCGAAGAUCGAAAAGAGAUGUUGAAAAGCAGUUAACCAAAAAAUAUGAGCACGUGCUCAAGUGUCGGCUUUCAAACAGACAAAAACUUAUGUACGAAGAUGUCAUUCUGCAGCCGGGAACCCAAGAUGCUCUAAAAAGUGGGCAUUUUGUCAGCGUUCUUCAUGUUCUGAUGCAGCUGCAGAAGAUCUGCAACCAUCCUGAUCUGAUAAACCCUCGGCUCUCCAGUUCCUCCUAUGUCUCAGAGACACUGCAGUAUAGAACUGCUUCGCUGGUCUUCAGAGCACUUGAACGUGACCUUUGGAAGGAUACGGACCUGAGUCUCUUUGAUUUGAUUGGGAUUGAGAAUAAAAUGACUCUGUAUGAGUCACAAGUGCUUCCAAAGCAAAAAGUGACCAGAAAGCUAAUUGAGGAAAUAUACACCUCUCCUCUACCUCCCCCAAGGCCUAAUCCAGUGAAGUUGAAGCCAAGCAGGUUGUUCCAAGCCGUUCAAUAUGGGCAGAAGCCUGAAGGCAGAAUUGCAGCUUUCCCCAGUGCUCAAGUGCAGCAACGCACAGUGACAACGGCUACAGUGGCUCAACAGGGGCAAGUGCGUGGAAGGUCGCCUGUAGCUACAGUGUCUGCAAAUCAAGGUACGAAAGCCUCCGCAGCCGUCUCCUCCGCAGCUCCACAGUUUCAGACAACUCAGUCUUCCAUCAGUGCUCCUCCAAGACAGCAGCCAGCAGUGACCUUCACAGCAGCAACUAGCCCAGCCAAUCCUGCGAAACUGCGGGGUCAGACCACUGUGCAGGCCUUACAGCUAGGCCAGGCCCAGCCACAGGCCCCCCCGCACACCAUCCAACAGAGUGUGCUGCCUCAGAGGCUGGUAUUGACCUCUCAGGCACAGGCACGGUUGCCUAGUGGCGAAGUGGUAAAGAUAGCCCAGUUGGCAUCCAUUGCAGGAGCACAGGGCAGAAUUGCUCAGCCAGAGACUCCUGUGACGCUGCAGUUUCAGGGGAAUAAAUUUACUUUAUCUCACAGUCAGCUUCGCCAGCUCACCGCAGGACAACCUCUGCAGCUGCAAGGCAGCGUUCUACAAAUUGUGUCAGCUCCUGGGCAGCAGUACUUGCGGCCUCAGGGCCCAGUAGUCAUGCAGACAGUGUCUCCAGCUGGGACUGUUCAAAAUGCUCUGAAUGCUUUGGGAAACCAGCACCCAGCUGGCUUGCCAGCUCCGGCAGUAGCACAGCAAGUGUGUGUUCUAGGUAGAACAAUGGGUGGUACUAAUUUAGCUUCGGGGGACUCGGCGUCAUCUUUAAAACCCGGCCUUAUUCUCGGAGGACACUCACAGGAGUCGUUUGAGGAAAAAAACAGGAAUCUAAAGGAGCGCCUUGACCGGAUCUUUUCUUGCAAUGAGCGUCGCUGUUCCAGAGCACCAGUGUAUGGCCAGGACCUUGUGAGAAUUUGUUCUCUAGUUGGGGACAGAAAGAUGAGCCCUCAGUUUUCCACUGGAGGCAGCAAAUGGAGCUGGGCUGGUUUUGCAAACUGUCUCCUCUCGUCGAAUCCCUCUUGGGACCACAGUGAUCCACUGCAAGGGCUGACACGGACACUGGAGCAGCAGCAGGGCUCUCUGAGGGAUGCUGUUAACAGGCUGCUCUGUGUGCUGCCAUCUGCAGUGGCUGCUUCUCCGUCUUUGCACAUGGCGAGGCUUCCUCCUUUGUACAGCCAUAGAAUGAAACUACUCAGGCACCGUCUGAAAGAGGCGGCCUCACCUUACUUGAGUCAGCUGCAGCAGCUCACCACCCCACAAUUGCUUCAGUUUCCUGAUCUCCGACUUGUUCAGUACGAUGCAGGCAAGCUGGAAGCCCUGGCGGUCUUGCUUCAGAAGUUGAAGUCGGAAGGACGCCGCGUGCUGAUCUUGUCCCAGAUGAUCCUCAUGCUAGACAUCUUGGAGCUCUUCUUGAAUUUCCACUUCUUCACCUACGUGAGGAUUGAUGAGUGUGCUAAUCAGGAAGAGCGGCAGGAACUGAUGAAGACUUUCAACAGAGACAAGCGCCUCUUCUGUGCAAUUCUGUCUUCACACAGCCGCUCCACAGGCGUCAACCUUGUGGAGGCUGACACCGUUGUGUUUUAUGACAACGAUUUAAAUCCAGUGAUGGAUGCUAAGGCUCAGGAAUGGUGUGACAGAAUUGGCAGAUGCAAAGACAUCCAUAUCUACAGGCUUGUCAGUGGAAAUUCAGUAGAAGAGAAGCUCUUAAAAAAUGGUACUAAGGAUUUGAUCCGAGAAGUAGCAGCUCAGGGAAACGACUAUUCUAUGGCCUUUUUAACACAGCAAACGAUUCAGGAACUCUUUGAGGUUCAUUCUCCAAUGGAGGACUCUGGCUUCCGCGUGAAGGCUGAAGAAUUUGUGAUGCUUACACAGGAGCCCUCCCCAGCUGAAACCAUAUCUCCUAAGGUUGCAAGACCUUUUAUAGAGGCUCUCAAAAGUACGGAGCGAGAAGAGGAGGAGGAGUUGAACACAUGCAUUCAGGUCUCAAAGACUGAAUCAGCUUUGGAACCUCUCAUUUCUGAAAUCGGCAAGUCCCAGUAUCUUGAUGAGCCUUCUCAGCUGCAGGAGUUGGUUGCUGUUGUGGAUCAGCUCACCCCAAUUGAAAAGUACGCUUUGAAUUACCUAGAGCUCUUCCAUAUUUCCACUGAUGAGAAUGAACUGAAGGAAAAUGAGAUGGAAGUAAGAACUGCCAAAAAGGUGUGGGAAAAUCAUCACCUGAAGUCGCUGAAAGAACAAGAGGAGAAAAUGCUUUUGGAUGGGGAGGAGGAGGAACUUCUCACCUACACUCGGGAAGAUGCAUAUAACAAAGAAUAUAUUUAUGAAGGCCCAGAUGGACAAACUGAAAUAAUGCCGCUCUGGACUCCCCCAACUCCACCUCAGGAUGACAACGACAUCUAUAUCGACUCCGUCAUGUGCCUGAUGUAUGAGAGCACCCCGAUUCCGGAGUCCAAACUGCCCCCCGUGUAUGUCAGGAAGGAGCGUAAGCGCCACAAAACGGAUCCAUCUGCUGCAGGAAGGAAGAAGAAGCAGCGCCACGGGGAGACGGUUAUCCCUCCCCGGUCACUCUUUGACCGAGCCACUCCGGGGAUGCUGAAAAUGAGGCGGGAAGGCAAAGAGCAGAAGAAGAACAUCCUUCUGAAGCAGCAGACCCAGUUUGCAAAGCCGCUCCCUACUCUUGUGAAGCCGGCUGCAGAGGCGGGCCAAGACAAUCCCGAGUGGCUCAUCAGCGAGGACUGGGCGCUCCUCCAGGCGGUCAAACAGUUGCUGGAGCUCCCUCUCAACCUUGCAGUCGUGUCCCCGGCUCACACGCCCAACUGGGAUCUUGUCAGCGACGUAGUGAACUCCUGCAGCCGAGUUUACCGCUCCCCGAAACAGUGUCGCAACCGCUACGAAAACGUCGUCAUUCCAAGAGAGGAAGGGAAGCUUAUGUAUGAAGCGAACCCUAAGAAGAAGACAAAAAGCAUUUAUAAGACAUUUAAUGAAUUAAUCCCUGCAACGCCCCAUCAGACAAAGAAUAGCCGACCACUUCGAACGAAUCAGCUGUAUGCCCAGGAUGAGGGCUCCACGCACACCCAGCUUUACACUAAUCAUUUUGAGAUUAUGAAAAUCAUUGCUGGGAAGAGAAGCCCACCUAUCAAACCCUUACUUGGUAUGAACCCUUUCCAGAAGAAUCCAAAACAUACUUCAGUACUCGCAGAAAGCGGCAUCAACUACGACAAGCCACUUCCUCCCAUUCAAGUUGCAUCUCUCCGAGCAGAGCGUAUCGCAAAGGAGAAGAAGGUACGUUGCGAAGGAGAUUCCAGUUCCUGCGCCGAAACAGCUCUGGCUGAGCAGCAACGGGCCCAGCAGCAAGCUGGACCUCAGCAGCAACAGCAGGCUGGCCAGCAACAAGCACAGCAGGCAGCAGUACAGCAAGCCCAGCCUCAGCCCCAGGCUCAAGCCCAGGUAGUCCAGCAGCCCCAGGCUGUGGUGCAGACGGCUGUCACCACUGUGGCAAACACUGCAGUGCUGGCUGGCACAAUGAAAACCUCGGUGACUGGGACAAGCAUGCAGACAGCUACAGUGAGCGGGAACGUUAUUGUAAAUACAGUGGCUGGAGUUCCUGCAACGACCUUUCAGCCAAUCAACAAGCGGCUGGCUUCGCCCGUGAUACCGGGAUCACUGGCGACCACAGGAGGAACGGCUACAGCCCAGGUGGUACAUACUCAACAGAGAGCAGCUGCCCCAUCUGCUGCAUCUGCCGAACUGGUGACCAUCGCAUCUACCCCAGGGGUCCGAGCAGUGACCUCGGUGACAGCGCCAGCGGUUGUCACUACUAACCUGACCCCGGUCCAGACCCAAGCAAGAUCCUUAGUCACUCAGGUUACGCCAGCAGCUCCAGCAGGUGUGCAGCUGUCGGGGAAGGCUAUCAGCCCGGCUCACUUCCAGCUCCUGCGGCAGCAGCAACAGCAGCAGGCAGCAGCAGGCCAGGUCCAAGUCUCACAGGCCCAGUCACCAGCCCAGAUUAAAGCUGUGGGGAAGUUAUCCCAGGAACAGCUCAUCAAGUUACAGAAGCAAAAGAUGCAGAUUCCCCAACAGCAGGCUGCCCAGCAGCAGGCCCAGCCCGGAGCCCAGCAACAGGCCUCUCAGGUUCAAGUGCAGCAGCAGCAGCAGACCCAGCAACUCACGGCUGUCGCAGCACCAAGGCCAGGGGCUGUCCUCACUGGCACCACCGUCACAAACCUCCAGGUUGCUCGCCUUACUCGUGUUCCUGCUUCCCAGCUUCAAGCGCAAGGCCAAAUCCAGGCCCAGGCACCGCAAGCAGCCCAGGUGGCCUUGGCGAAGCCUCCGGUGGUGUCUGUUCCAGCUGCCGUGGUGUCAUCUGCAGGGGUCACCACACUACCUGUCACAGUCGCUGGGAUUAGCGUCGCUAUUGGACAACCACAGAAAGCAGCAGGAGGACAGACUGUGGUGGCUCAGCCACUGAAUGUCCAGCAGCUCUUGAAACUCAAGCAGCAUCACCAGGCAGCCCAGCAGCAGAAAGCCAUCCAGCCUCAGGUUGCCCAAGGACAACCUGGUGUUCAGCAAAAGAUCAAUGCCCAGCAAGUCACUGUCCAGGCCCAACAGCAGACAUCACAGCAGCAGAAAGUCUACGCUACGCAACCGGCCAUCAAGGCACAGUUCCUACCAACGCCGAUUUCUCAGGCCCAGAAACCUGGUGGAGCCCAACAAGUCCAGACCCAAAUACAGGUUGCAAAGCUCCCACAAGUGGUCUCGCAACAGGCAGCGGUAGCCAAUAUUCAGCAGGUGGUGUCUGUUUCCCAGCAGGUUCAAGCUCAGCCACAGACGGUGACUUUGUCCCAGACGACAGCAGGACAGCACCAGGUCCAAGUCAUCCCUGCCACCACCGCCACUGCUCAGGUGGUUCCACAGAAACUGGUCCAGCAGCAGGUUGUCACAACAGCAUCUCCCCAGAUUCAGGCAGCCGGCGUACAGAACCCAUCCCAGGUUCCGGCAUCGUCUGACAGCCAGACUCAGCAAGCAAAAGUGCAAAUGAGGGCUCCGGUCAGGAUAAAGGCACCCAACAAACCCAGCUGAGUCCACGGUGACCUCACAGCAGUGAGCAAAGGAGGACACGCUGUUUGUGCUUCCUGCAAAUCUGGAGCCUGCAGACCUGUUUGCACAGGAAAAGCUUUGCCGGCAGUCCCUUCACCAGAGAGCCUCUCCCCAAAAAGCUGCAGGCGCACUUUGUGAUUCUGACCCUGUGUGAAGUUCCCAGGAAGGCCGCACGUUCAAACCAUACGCCGUGUAAAUAUUUAAAGACUUGGAUCUCUGCUUGUUUUCAUAAGAGAGAUAAGCGAAGAGGUUGCUCUCAAGUAUCCGUAGAAAUCUGCAUAGUCUAGCAUAUCACCAUCACUGCCAUAGGGAAAUCCUCUUUGAGUGGGUUUCAAAUGACUAAAAGGCAAUGCUCAGUCAAUGGCUGGCAGAGCAGGAGUCCUCUCCACUUGUUUUGAAGUUGAGUUGUGACAAGCCCUUCAUAAGUUGGCUGGGAGUGGGGCUUUGAUUGAAGCUCUCUCCAGAACAUUUAGCCAAUGCAUGUGAAGGUUUGUAAGUAUCUGUAAUUAUGAACCAUAUUUCAGUCUCCAUUUUUGUAAGUCCUUUUUUUAAAAAAGAAACAUUUGCUAGCUGUGUGUCAAGUUGUGUGUCCUGUUCCCCUCCCCACCUGUACAGUUUUUUUUAAAGCACUCACCCAUAGGCUUUCACUCUCAUUUUUUCCACUUUUAAGGUAAUAAUAAUCCAAGCAUGUGUCUUUGGGGGACAUAAAUACUACGUGAUAGUAUCCGUUUGUUUAAUUAUAACCCAUUGUUUCUCUUCCUACCCCACUUAAUUUGUAAAAAGAAAGGUUUCAUUAACGAUUGAUAAGCAAAAACGGUUCAUUGCCCUUAUUUCUCUCAUGGGGCAGCCAGACUGGGAGGAUGCCCUGGUAUUUUUUCCACUGUUGGGAUCUGUUUUAAUUGUCUCUGCUUUAUAGGAAGAGGAACUAAAAAAAUUCAGUCUAAAUUCUUUAGUUGAGUAAAGAACUGGAUCAAAAUGUUUGGGGCUCUUGUUUUAGCAAACGAUAAGAAACGAAAUCUUCAUGUGGGGCAUUUGUGGGUUGCUAAUUUUGCAAAUUUCGCCUGCCUUACUAAUUUUUGAGUUCCUGAGCAACUGUGAAACAAUCAGGGACAGCAGCUUCUGACUCCCUCAACCCCCCCCCCCCCAAAAAAAAUUCAUGGCAAAAUGUAUUUGCCAUGUGUUAAAAACUGACACUGCUUCUGGAACCUCAGAUUGUCUGCUGUUUUGGCUACUAUGCUGCACAAUGUGCCAUGAGAACAAAAUGAGAUAGUAUUAAAUGGUAGAAAGAGGACCAUGGUUCGCAGGGUGGGGGUUCUGCCGUUCUUCUCAGACUGACGAGCCAGCCCAUGACUACAGAGUCUGCCCAAAGCUUGUGGGUCACAGUGGGCUCUGUGCUAAGCUCUCGUGGAUUGGGGCCAACAUAGAUUCCUGUUCUGCCUACAGUACAUGAAUUAUUGGACUGCAACUGUUAGAGAGCACAGGCAAUGUUUUGAACCUGCAGAGCCCUUAGCCCUUUCAUUUAAAUUCAUUUCCCUAUUGCAACAUACCUGCUUUUAUUGGAGCAUCAGUUUUUACAAUUGUCAGUUGUGUGUGUGUGUUUGUUUGUUUUUAUAAAAAAUAAGUGUUUGUACAUAAAAGAAGUAGAGACAGAUCAACCCUCCCUCGAUAGCUUUGUACUAUUAUGUUUGUUGGUUUGUGUUUGUGAGAGCUGCUAUUACACAGGCAGCGGAAGAAUUAAAAUGCAAGCUGAAGGCAACGACAACACACACAAAAAAGAUGGUUGGGAGCCACUUUGAAUGUCUCUUGUGUUAGCAGAGGGCUUGCCAAACUAGUACCCUCCAGAUGUUAUGGACUACAACUCCCAUGAGCCCUCACCCGCAGAGGUGGCUGGGAACCACCCAGAAUAUUUCUUGCGUUAGCCUCUGGAGAUGAGUGGGUCAUGCAUAGACGCUGGUUCCUGGGAGAUCAUUGCGCCUAUUUCAUACCAUAUACUGAUUUCCACCACCCCCCUCCAAAAAGUGUAGUUAGUUCUGGUUUUACUUCUGGAAAAAAUGUUUAUAUCUUUAUUAUGUGUAUAAAUGCAGUGGGGUGUAAAUGUAAACAAAAAAGAAAACGUAAAGGUCCCCCCCCCCCGCAUUUUUUUUGACAGCCUCUGUGUUUGGUUUUGAUUGUGUCAGCAGAAGCAAUGUCUAUUUCUACAGACAGUGAAGAUGAAAAUUAGACUCUUCCCCUCUGUCUCUCCCUCCUCUUCCCUCUCUCUCACAAAAAGUGUGUUAGAAAGCCAGUCUAAUUUGUAAAUAUCUUUAUGAACAUAAAACAUUUGUACUUGACCAGUAGGAUUGUAAGGACUUGUGAUGUAUCCUACCUGAAGGUGUAAUAAAGUGUACAUUUUUAUAA
Messenger RNA from Zootoca vivipara (common lizard), 12185 nucleotides. RefSeq names its product E1A binding protein p400 (gene EP400). Gene Ontology annotation, cellular component: Swr1 complex; NuA4 histone acetyltransferase complex. NCBI's taxonomy places the organism in Eukaryota, Metazoa, Chordata, Lepidosauria, Squamata, Lacertidae. Gene Ontology annotation, molecular function: chromatin binding; ATP binding. Gene Ontology annotation, biological process: DNA repair. The record is from RefSeq and is a predicted model, not a curated record.